AUGCAACAUGGCUCGCCACUUCAGAGAGAAAUCGUGGCUGGACUCACAGCGGGCACUGUGACCACAAUCGCCACCCAUCCGUUGGAUCUGGUAAAAUUGCGUCUUCAGCUUUUGGCUACCUCUAAUUCGGCACUGGGCUACACAGAUGUGGUGAAAAAUAUACUUAAAGAGUCCCAAAUUCAUAGCAGCGUGGUGAAAGAAGCGUAUCGCGGUUUGGGUGUCAAUCUCGUAGGUAACUCCGUGGCUUGGGGACUUUAUUUCGGCCUCUACCGUUUUUCGAAGGAUACCGUCUACAAAGUUUGGAUAGGUGAUCUAGAUGCUCAAAAGAAUUCGUCCUUUCAAAAGGACAGCCAAAUGGGCCCGCUGCUGUAUCUCACGUCGGCAGCCUUGAGCGGUGCUGCAACUGCCGUCCUUACUAACCCGAUCUGGGUGGUCAAGACCAGAAUCAUGUCUACAAGCACGCAUGCUCAAAAGCGCUACAAAUCAACCCUAGAUGGAAUUUUCAAAAUCUAUCAAAGGGAAGGGCUGAGCGGGUUUUGGAGAGGCUUGGUGCCUUCAAUAUUCGGUGUAGCCCAGGGUGCUAUUUAUUUCGCAGCCUACGAUUCCUUAAAACAUCGGUAUUUUGCAAGCCGGAAAAUCAAAGAGGAACAGAAACUGGGGAACCUCGAAAAUAUCAUGUUGACCUCUGUGAGUAAAAUGGUAUCGGUUUCGGCCGUAUACCCACUACAAUUGUUGAAAUCCAAUCUGCAAAGUUUUGAAGCUGUCCGUGAUGAGGCGUCGUACAAGCUGUGGGCCCUAGUUGGUUCCAUUUACACGAAGGAUGGCGUAAAGGGCUUGUACAAAGGUUUAAGUGCUAAUUUAGUGCGUGCCAUACCGUCGACAUGCAUAACCUUCUGCAUUUAUGAGAACCUACGACAUUUAUUGUAG
Molecule: messenger RNA, 927 nt
Organism: Lachancea sp. 'fantastica'
Lineage: Eukaryota; Fungi; Ascomycota; Saccharomycetes; Saccharomycetales; Saccharomycetaceae
Source: the annotation of a GenBank genome assembly